This is a messenger RNA of Coniosporium apollinis CBS 100218, 2688 nucleotides long. RefSeq lists its product as uncharacterized. Bases 1 to 2688 code for a protein of 895 amino acids. The record is from RefSeq and is a predicted model, not a curated record. Gene Ontology annotation, molecular function: DNA binding; zinc ion binding; DNA-binding transcription factor activity, RNA polymerase II-specific. NCBI's taxonomy places the organism in Eukaryota, Fungi, Ascomycota, Dothideomycetes. The transcript has 4 exons. Gene Ontology annotation, biological process: DNA-templated transcription; regulation of DNA-templated transcription.
AUGGAGAGCUUCGUUGAUUUCUCGGUGGCGGAGGAUUUUCCACUCUUCGAAGAAGAAGGCACAGAAUCACCGAUGCUGAUGCUCACCGCCGCAGCUCCACCAUUCGAUCUCUUCCCAGAAGCCUUCGAUCUAUCUACUGAGAUGCCGAUUCCGGGCACUGGUGGCCCUCAGCCGAGGGUCGAAAUACCGAGAAUAAGAACGAGCAGCGAUGGAGGAAGCACUCGUUCAGUUGGCAGCGACAAGCUGCGUGCGACGCACGCAUGCACAAAAUGUCGGCAGAGAAAGGUCAAAUGUAGCGGGGAGAGGCCCCGGUGCAAGCACUGCCUAGAAUUUGGGCUCGAGUGCGAGUAUGUUGACGGCAAGAGAGACAGGACUAGAAAGGAGCAUGAGAGCCUUGAAAAGAUUUGCACAGGCCUCAUUGUUCUGCUCAAAGAUGUCAGUCUCAGGGCUGUGCCUGAGGACCAGCGAAAGAUCCACGACUUCCUCGCAAAAGCGGAGCGUGAAUACGCCACGCUUCUAUCCGAACCUACGUCUCGACCGGCUUCGCCUACGCUCAAGCGCUCCCAUGUGGCUACUGAAAGCCUUCCAGAGGACCAGAAGGAACACGGAGAAGAUCUGAUUACUGCGGAGGUCGGAUCACAGGAGGAUUCGGGUAAGCUUGACGAAGAUCUCACUCGAACCCAAGCAUCCAGAGCCACCGGCUUCGUUGGCAAGAACUCGGAACUUAUGUGGAUGCGACGGCUCAAGAUGCAAGACAAUCAACCCUCCGAUCAACCCUCCGAUCAGGAUAGCGAUGGCCGCGCUAAGAAUCCUUAUGGGCCCCCGGGCAAGUCCACGGAAGCAGCAGACCAACGCCUCCAGAAAUCAGACAGGCGAAGGGGCUUUGGAAAUCACUCAGAAAGCGACGGACUGAUCAGCGAAUCCACCUAUCACAUGGACAUGGAGAACGUUUUCCUGAGAAACCACACUGAUCCGUAUGAGAUGCCACUUGAAGACACUGGCCGCAAUCUCUUGAGCCUUUAUCUAACAUCUGUCCAUGACACGUUCCCUGUCAUUGAGAAAAACACCGUCACGAAGCAGCUUUUGGAAUACUACCACAGGAAAGCCCGCGGAGAGCCAGCAAGACCCCAUUUCAGAUGGCUCGGAAUCGUUAAUCUUGUGUUCGCCAUUGGUGCUAAGCUUUCGCACCUUCUCAAAGCCGAAUGGCGCGCGGAUGAGCGGGACCACUUGAUUUAUUUCACUCGGGCUCGAAUGCUUGCCUUCAACGGCGAGGCUAUCCUCAUGCAUCCUAGUCUUCAGCAUGUACAAUUCGUCGCCUUGAUGGCUUUCUACUUUGUCGCUAUCGGUCACAUGAGUCGUGCCUAUUCGCUUUGUGGACUUGCCGUGAAGGAUGCCAUAGCCCUAGGCCUGCACAUUCGCAACGAGGACCCCAAUCUCAAUGACUCCAAGCGGGAGACGAGAAUCCGGACGUGGUGGUCUCUUUAUUGUCUGGACCGCUUAGUCACCGUGAUCUUAGGCCGACCAAGUGCGCUUAGGGAUGAUGGAUGCUCAGUCCCGCUUCCACUUCCUAUCAAGGAAGACCAACUGGCUACCUUCUUCGCAAACAUGGCUAUCAAUGAUCCCCCAAAAUCCCAUGGUCUGGAGGACCUCCGUCAGAAAAGCUCCGCUUCGGCAGCGGUGUCUCCACUCAUGCACUUUAUCACCGGUGGCGAGGUAGCGGUGUCUGUCAACACUGAUCACUUCUUCAAAAGCCGGGUAGAGUUAGCGAUCAUCACCGGAGAAGUACUUGCCGAGCUAUACAGCGCGUCUUCUGGCGAAAACUCGUGGCAUCAAGCCCAAGGCAAAAUUCAGGAUCUGAUAAAGACGAUCGAUCAGUGGAGAGAAAAGGCUUUCCCUAAAGAGUUUGACUUCCUUGUGCCGCUGUGUGCCGAUACACCUUUCCUGCGAGAACGCCUGACACUCGGUUUCUUCUACAACAGUGCGAAGAUCCUUGCAGGCCGCCCAUGCUUAUGUCCUCUCAACGACCGAAUAGAACACCAGACCAUGCAAUCCAAGGAGCUGAACAUUAAGGAAGCGCGAGCCUGCGUGAAUGCCGCCAGGGCUACGGUCGAUCUCCUCCCCGACAAGCCGGACCCAGUCUUGCUCUAUAGGAACGGACCUUGGUGGUGCCAAAUCCACCUGCUCAUGCAGGCUGCCUCGGUCCUGAUGCUGGAGCUCUCAUUCAAUUGCGAGCACAUGCAGCACGACAAACAAAACAUUGUCAACGCUCUGAAGAAGCUUGGACGCUGGCUUCACAAGAUGGGAGAGAACAGCAGAGCCGCAGAAAGGGCUUUUAAGCAUCUCAGCGAACUCACGCCUAAGGUCAACGUCGACCUAUCUCCACCAGCCGUUCCUCACGUGCAGAGUUACCUUGACGCCAAAUAUCCACAGCACGUAUCCUUCGUAGAUCCAAUGCAGAGCUUGCAUGGCGUGCAUGGGGUGGUCGAUUUCAUGGACGUCAACCACACGCUUCAGCUGCCGCAAGGCACCAGCGCCACGCAGCCCUUCACGACCUACGAUUCCAUGAACUAUGGCAUUGCACAACCCGUGUACGAUGAGUUUGGCAUUCUCAACUACGCAUCUUGGCCUGCAGCUCUAGGCGGUGGACAGCAGAAUGGCUUUGGCGGCGACGGUGGACAGGGCAUGUAG